Molecule: messenger RNA, 637 nt
Organism: Synchiropus splendidus (mandarinfish)
Lineage: Eukaryota; Metazoa; Chordata; Actinopteri; Syngnathiformes; Callionymidae
Gene: il17a/f1
Product: interleukin 17a/f1
Exons: 3
Coding region: 1-522 (173 amino acids)
Biological process (GO): inflammatory response
Cellular component (GO): extracellular region
Molecular function (GO): cytokine activity
Source: RefSeq, a predicted model, not a curated record
AUGGUGACCAGCAGAACAGCAGGGACAAGCGUUGCACUGUGGAACCUCUGGAGAGAAGAAGAUUCAGUCGUGAACUUCGAAUACCGACACCUCAGGAUGUGCUGGUCGAUCUUGAAAGUGAUGUGUUUGGUGCUGUCAGUGCUGAUGGUGAACUGGACAACAGGGAGAGCCAGAAAGAUCCAAACAGUUCCAUUACAUUUGGAUUUAGAUUCUUUGGCCCCGUCAGCAAACUCCAGGCCUCUGCACAAGGACUCCAUAUCGCCGUGGACGUACAAUACGACCUUUGACCCCUCCGUCUACCCUCCCACACUUUCGGAGGCCCGCUGCACGUUCCGUGGUUGCCUGAACUCUGAUGGUUCAGAGGACAGGAACCUGGAGUCCAAACCCAUCAUGCACCAGGUCCUCGUACUGCGGCGAGUCCACUCAUCUAACCGCAGUCAAACCUACCACUACCGCCUGGAGUCCCGCCUGCUCGCCAUCGGCUGCACUUGUGUCCGACCCAUCGUGCGCACACAGCAAUGACUAAAUAUAGAAAUGGAAUACUGAAGAUAGUGAUGCAGGGAUUAAAUAAAAAAAAAUGUAUGUGGCUAUUUAUGAAUUGAGAAAAAAAAAAACAUUGUGUUUGCAUAGAUAUUGU